AUCCUAAGUCUCACAGUUCAAGCUAAUCAUUGACAGAGCUUUACAAUCACAAGCUUUUUUACUGAAGCGUUGAUAAGACAGUCGAGCAGUUAGUGGCAAAUGAAGCCAGGCUGUGCAGCAUGAUCUCCAGGGAAUGAAUGGAUUUCCUUCAGCACCGAUGAAAGAAACAUACGCUAUAGGAAAACAAUGUCCAGCGGGGGACUGCAAAGAUCUGUCAUCCUGUCAGCGUUUAUUCUCCUACGAGCUGUUACUGGAUUCUCUGGAGACGGAAGAACUAUAUGGUCUAAAGAUCCUAAUUUCAGUCCGGUAAAUGAAAGUCAGCUGUUUCUCUAUGACACUUUUCCUAAAAACUUUUUCUGGGGCGUUGGGACUGGAGCAUUUCAAGUGGAAGGAAAUUGGAAGGCAGACGGAAAAGGACCUUCUAUAUGGGAUCACUUCAUCCAUACACACCUUAAAAAUGUCAACAGCACGAAUAGUUCCAGUGACAGUUACAUUUUUCUGGAAAAGGACUUAUCAGCCCUGGAUUUUAUAGGCGUUUCUUUCUAUCAAUUUUCAAUUUCCUGGCCAAGGCUUUUCCCGGGUGGAAUAGUAUCAGCUGUCAACGCAAAAGGUCUCCAGUAUUACGAUACUCUUCUCAAUGCUCUGGUACUUAGAAACAUUGAACCUAUAGUUACUUUAUACCAUUGGGAUUUGCCUUUGGCACUCCAGGAAAAAUAUGGGGGGUGGAAAAAUGAAACCAUGAUAGAUUUCUUCAAUGACUAUGCCACAUACUGUUUCCAGACGUUUGGGGACCGUGUCAAAUAUUGGAUUACAAUUCACAACCCAUAUCUAGUCGCUUGGCAUGGGUAUGGGACUGGUAUCCAUGCUCCUGGAGAGAAGGGAAAUUUAGCAGCUGUCUACAGCGUGGGACACAACCUGAUCAAGGCUCAUACGAAAGUUUGGCAUAACUACAACAGAAAUUUCCGCCCACAUCAGAAGGGUCAGCUGUCAAUCACGUUGGGAUCCCACUGGAUUGAACCAAACAGAUCAGAAAAUACAAUGGAUAUACUCAAGUGCCAACAAUCCAUAAUUUCUGUGCUCGGGUGGUUUGCCAACCCUAUCCACGGGGAUGGCGACUAUCCAGAAGUGAUGAGAAAGCAGUUGCCCUCCAUUCUACCUCACUUCUCUGAAACAGAGAAGAAUGAGGUGAGGGGCACAGCUGACUUCUUUGCCUUUUCCUUUGGACCCAACAACUUCAAGCCCCACAACACUAUGGCUAAACUGGGACAAAAUGUGUCACUCAAUUUAAGAGAUGUGCUAAACUGGAUUAAACUGGAAUACGGUAAUCCCCGAAUCUUGAUUACUGAGAAUGGCUGGUUCACGGACAGUCACGUAAAGACAGAGGAUACCACAGCCAUCUACAUGAUGAAGAACUUCCUCAACCAGGUUCUUCAAGCAAUCAAGUUUGAUGAAAUACAAGUGUUUGGUUACACAGCCUGGUCCCUCCUGGAUGGCUUUGAAUGGCAGGAUGCUUACACCACUCGCCGAGGAUUAUUUUAUGUGGAUUUUAAUAGUAAACAAAAAGAAAGAAAGCCCAAGUCUUCAGCACAUUACUAUAGACAGAUCAUUCAAGAAAAUGGUUUCAGUGUGAAAGAGUCCACACCAGAUGUGCAGGGUCAGUUUCCCUGUGAUUUCUCCUGGGGUGUUACUGAAUCUGUCCUUAAGCCGGAGUCGGCGGCUUCCUCCCCGCAGUUCAGCGAUCCGCACCUGUACGUGUGGAACGUGACGGGCAACAGACUGUUGCGCCGAGUGGACGGGGUGAGGCUGAAAACAAGACCAGCUCAAUGCACGGAUUUUGUCAGCAUCAAAAGACAGCUUGAGAUGUUAGCAAGAAUGAAAGUGACCCACUACAGGUUUGCUCUGGACUGGCCCUCCAUCCUUCCCACCGGCAACCUGUCCAUGGCUAACCGACAGGCUUUGAGGUACUACAGGUGUGUGGUCAGUGAGGGGCUGAAGCUCAACAUCUCCUCGAUGGUCACGCUGUACUAUCCGACCCACGCCCACCUAGGCCUCCCUGCGCCUCUGCUGCGCAGCGGAGGGUGGCUGAACCGGUCCACGGCCGAGGCCUUCCAGGACUACGCCGACCUGUGCUUCCGGGAGCUGGGGGACCUGGUGAAGCUCUGGAUCACCAUCAACGAGCCUAACCGGCUGAGUGACAUCUACGAGCAGUCCAGUAACGACACCUACUGGGCAGCCCACCACCUGCUGAUCGCCCACGCCCUGGCCUGGCACCGCUACGACCGGCAGUACAGGCCCGCGCAGCGCGGGGCCGUGUCGCUGUCUCUGCACUCGGACUGGGCCGAGCCCGCCAAUCCCUACGCCGCCUCGCACCGGAAGGCGGCCGAGCGCUUCCUCCAGUUCGAGAUCGCCUGGUUCGCAGAACCCCUCUUCAAGACGGGGGACUACCCGCUGGCUAUGAGGGAGCACGUCGCCUUCAAGAAUCGGCAGGGGCUCGCGCGCUCCGCGCUGCCUCAGUUCACGGAGGAGGAGAGGAGGCUGGUCAAGGGCACUGCGGACUUCUACGCCCUGAACCACUUCACCACCAGGCUCGUGAUGCAGGAGCGCCAGAACGGCAGCACCUACGACACGGACAGGGACGUCCAGUUUCUGCAGGACAUCACCUGCCUGAGCUCCCCCACCCGCCUGGCCGUGAUGCCCUGGGGAGAGCGCAGGGUGCUGCAGUGGAUCCGGAGCAACUAUGGAGACAUGGAUGUUUACAUCACGGCCAGUGGCAUCGAUGACCAGUCUCUGGAGAAGGAUGAACUCCGAAAAUACUACUUAGAGAAGUACAUCCAGGAGGCUUUGAAAGCAUACCUGAUUGAUAAAAUCAAAAUCAAAGGCUAUUAUGUAUUCAAACUGACUGAAGAAAAAUCUAGACCCAGAUUUGGAUUCUUCACACCCGAUUUCAAAGCUAAAUCCUCAAUCCAGUUUUACAACAACCUGAUCAGCAACAAUGGCUUCCUUUCUGAGAACAGUGGUCCUAGAUGCAGUCAGACUCAAAGAAACACGGAAUGUAUUGUCUGCUUACUUCUUGUGCAGAAGAAACCGCUGAUAUUCUUUGGAUGUUGUUUCUUCUCUACCCUGGUUCUACUGUUAUCAAUUACCAUUUUUCAUAAGCAAAAGAGAAGAAAAAUUUGGAAAGCAAAGAACUCACAGCACAUACCGUUAAAGAAAGGCCACAACAGAGUUCUUAGCUAAGCUGAUCUUAUUUCUGUCUGCAGGAUGGAAAAGUUUAAAAAUUCACUCCAGUUCCAUAUACUGGUAACUUACAGAAGAUACACCUAUAUUGUAGAAAAAAGACAACUUGAGAAUUUAGUGAUAGCCAAGGUAAUGACAAUCGCGGUCUCCAUUGUGUGGUUCAAAUUUUCCCUUAAAAGGUGUUGACAUCACUGAAUUCAGUUCUUGGAUCUAAGGUAAAGGUUUCCCUACAGUAAGCUUAUGAGGAAUAUCUGAUACAUUGUUUCAUGCAGUUUGAUGAGCUGUUUCCUAUCAUUAUUCUCUAGUUUUCCUCUAUUCAUACCAGUAGUUACUUAGGAUAAAAGAAAUUGUUUUGAAAGUACAACUUUGUUAAGACUCCACAGCAGAGACUGUCAUUGAUAAAAUUCUGUCACUUUUCAGGUGCUUUCCCCUUUGGUCAGAGUAGUUCUCAAAUGGAAAAAAAUUAGGUUAAGAAGUAGUGUUUGUUUACAGCCAGUUACAGACUCUUAAGCACAUCAAUCCCUCAGCUUUUCUCAAGAGAAAUUAAAAUUGAGCAUUUAUAAAACAUCUUAUUUUAUGAGAUCUUUUAUCAGAUGAUUUUUUUAAAAAAUAACAUUUAAUUUCCAGUAACUCAUGUAAACAUCAGAGGACAAAGAUUAAAGAGAAUUAGACCCAACUGUCUGUGAAGACAGAGAAGUCAUUCAAUCUCACAGUACAGCAACUUCUUCAAAUUGGUAUUAUUCCUCACCUGAAUCUUAGGAGGUAACAGAUGUGGCAAACAUUCUAAGAUAUCAAGUUUUUUUUAUAUUAUCAUUAUCAAAUUACCAUUUAUCCCAUGAGACUUGCUCUCUCCCCUGAAGUCCUUCGCUGAUCUAACACACGCACAUAUGGAUCUCUCAAGGUAUAGAAGGCACCUCCCAACUGUGGACACAAUUCACAGUAUUGGUGGCCUAGUAACUAUUCUUACAUUGCAACCUUUGAAGCUGGGAUUAAGUAAAUUCUUAAAACUGAAUUUGCAGUUUGACUUUUUAAAAUUCUGUAAGCAUUCAUUCACUGUAUUCUAAAUGCUGGGAGGAAGAAAACCUGAAUCUAAACCAUUUAUACCCAUUCUUUCCUUAGGUGAGUCAAUAUUUAAGUAUUGUCUACUCCUCUGGAAGUUUGACUUCCUGAGUCAAAGGAAAGCUUAUUUCCUGCAUAACUGAGAUACUAAUUGAUAAUGGCAUCAAGUUUCAAAGAUACAGGUAACACAAUUGAUCAAUUCAAACAAAUGCAAAAGUGGUUGACAUUAAUAUUCUUUCUG
Molecule: messenger RNA, 4537 nt
Organism: Cervus elaphus (red deer)
Lineage: Eukaryota; Metazoa; Chordata; Mammalia; Artiodactyla; Cervidae
Gene: KLB
Product: klotho beta
Exons: 5
Coding region: 187-3237 (1016 amino acids)
Biological process (GO): fibroblast growth factor receptor signaling pathway; carbohydrate metabolic process
Molecular function (GO): fibroblast growth factor binding; hydrolase activity, hydrolyzing O-glycosyl compounds; fibroblast growth factor receptor binding
Source: RefSeq, a predicted model, not a curated record